CAGAGGCUGAGCUGCUGCUGCUGCUGCUGCUGAGACUCCAGCCUACUUUACAUACACACAGGACUCCGCAGCAGCGACAGCCAGCCUGCUCACACACACACACACACACACACAGGCCGGGACAGCGCGAUGUCUUCCCCCAGCGCAGCCUCCUCCUCCAUCCCCGCGGGGCCCCUGGAGCCCAAGAGGAAGACCAAGAAGAAGCAUUUCGUUCAGCAGAAGGUGGAGGUCUUCCGAGCCAGUGACCCGGUGCUGAGCGUCCUGAUGUGGGGAGUCAACCACUCGAUUAAUGACCUGAGCCAGGUGCCCGUACCUGUCAUGCUGCUGCCGGACGACUUCAAAGCCAGCACGAAGAUCAAAGUGAUCAACCACUGCUUCAACAAGGAGAAUCUACCGGGCCAGUUUAAAUUCAAAGAGUACUGCCCUCAGGUGUUCAGAAACCUGCGAGAGCGCUUUGGCAUUGAGGAUCAAGAUUACCAGGUUUCUCUGACCCGCUGUUCUCCCCUUCGAGAUGAGGAGGGGAAGUACUUGGGAGUGCGGCUGACAUCAUACGACCGCACCUUGGUGGUAAAAGAAAUUUCCAGCGAGGAGGUGGAGGAAAUGCACAGUGUCCUGUCAGAAUAUCACCAGCAUGUUGUCACCUGCCACGGCAGCACGCUGCUCCCUCAGUUCCUCGCCAUGUACAGGCUGACGGUGGAGAGCGAGGACACCUACCUGUUAGUGAUGAGGAACAUGUUCAGCCACAGACUGCCCGUGCACAGGAAGUACGACCUGAAGGGCUCCGUGCUGACCCGUGAAGCAAGUUUUAAAGAAAAGGUCAAAGAGCUGCCCACAUACAAGGAUGCAGACUUCUUGAACAGCAUGCAGAAGAUCUAUGUGAGCGAAGAGGAGAAGGAGAAGGUGAUGAACAAGCUCAGCAGGGAUGUCGAGUUCCUCGUGCGUAUGAGGAUCAUGGACUACAGUCUGCUGCUGGGCAUCCACGACGUCGAGCGAGCCGAGAGAGAGGAGGAGGAAGACGUGGAGUCAUCCUGCGAGGAGGAGGAGGAGGAGGAUGAAAACGACCCGGCUGUCCCUCCAUGCUCCACCUCACCGGAAGGCAUCGCCGGCUACAUGAGCUCCUUCAAACUCAUGGGUCCUGGGGAGUUCGACCCCUACGUGGACAUGUACGCGGUCCAGAGCGCCGUGGGUGCUCCUAGGAGGGAGGUGUACUUCAUGGGUCUGAUUGAUGUGCUGACGCAGUAUGAUGCCAAGAAGAAAGCCGCUCACGCUGCCAGGGCUGUCAAACACGGGGCAGGAGCUGAAAUCACAACGGUUCAUCCUGAGCAGUAUGCGAAACGUUUCAAGGAGUUCGUCGCUAAGAUCAUUGCCUAGCUCAAGGGUGCUUCGUCUUUGAAUGCAGAGCUUAACUGCACGAUACACCCACAAGAACCGCAGAACAUUUACAGCCAAACAAUCUAUGCAAACAUAUUUAUAUUCCUGAAAUCUUUAAAAAUGUUCACACAUUUUGUAGUCUUUUUGUAGGUUUUCCUCUGUUAUCGUGCUACAUUUUACUCCAUCUUCAUAUGAACUCCGACCAGCUUCCUUGUAUAGCGUAAGGUAACUGUCAAUAAAAACGUAUGCGUUGCUGUCUGAAUCUGUAAA
Fundulus heteroclitus (mummichog) is the source of this 1641-nucleotide messenger RNA. RefSeq names its product phosphatidylinositol 5-phosphate 4-kinase type-2 gamma. The transcript has 10 exons. NCBI's taxonomy places the organism in Eukaryota, Metazoa, Chordata, Actinopteri, Cyprinodontiformes, Fundulidae. The record is from RefSeq and is a predicted model, not a curated record. Gene Ontology annotation, molecular function: phosphatidylinositol kinase activity. Bases 130 to 1371 code for a protein of 413 amino acids. Gene Ontology annotation, biological process: phosphatidylinositol metabolic process.